Pseudovirgaria hyperparasitica is the source of this 1746-nucleotide messenger RNA. RefSeq lists its product as uncharacterized. The transcript is spliced from 2 exons. The coding region runs from base 463 to 1746 and encodes 427 amino acids. Lineage: Eukaryota; Fungi; Ascomycota; Dothideomycetes; Acrospermales; Acrospermaceae. The record is from RefSeq and is a predicted model, not a curated record.
GUGCGGGUCGGGAUAUGGGCGACGAGAGCGGGAGCGUUGGCGAGGGGGUGAUGGGGACUGGGAGGGCGGACGCGCAUGCCGCGGCUGCUGGGGAUGAGAAUCGGGAUGCGCCAGGGUGCGAGGAUUGUGUGCGGCGCGUGGAUCUGGAGAACGGUGUUUGGCGGGCUGCUGAGAAUGGGCGGUGGAUCUUGACUUCUCGGCCAGGACGUCUUCGCGGUGCUGGAGGAGCUCGUUUAGAAUCGGGUGGGACGGGGUGUCUUCUGUGGUUGCGGUGAGGAGGGUUGCGAUGUCGUAGUUGACUUUGUCGAGCAGUGGUUUGCCUUGGGGGGUUUUGCGCAGGAGCGUAGCGAUACGGGCGAUGAUGUUGAAUGCUAUGAUGCGGUUUUCGCGCGCUUGGGCAGGCAUGGUGGAAUACCCAAGUACAGGCUGGGCUGUAGACGGCGGUUAAGAAGGCUGAGGGUGAUGAUGGCAGUCAUCAUGGCGAUGGACGUUGUUUGGCAAACAGUGAAGAAGGAUAUGGGGGAUGAGUGUGAUUCCACCAGCGCAUGCGGACCUCCUCUCCCACGCUCCGCAUCCGGUCCCGCAGACACCCGUCCAAGACCCAAUAUCAACGCCCCAGUCGACCCCAACGACCUCGCCCGCCGCCUCGAAGUCGCACGCCUCGAGGCCGUCGCCACAGAGCUCCGACACCGCCAAACCCGCUCCUCCGACGCCACCUCCAAACAACAACCCACAGGCGUCCACUUCAAAGUCACCUCGCAAGACGUCAAACACCACGUCCUCCUCCACGCCCUCCCGGACCCCAUAGCCCACACCCGCCGUCCACGCCACACAUCCAAACCACCACCCCUCCCCCUACCCACCACCAACCCAGAAGCCCUCAUCCAAGACCUCGCCGCCUUCCAACGCAAAGACAUCCCCAGCCCGCAAAUCACCCCAAUGACAACCUCCUUCCCCCACCUCCACCCCCAAACCCAAACCCGCCCCCGCUCAAAAUCAAAACCAAAGCCCAAACCAACCUUCCUCUCCCCCUAUCCCACCACAGCCACGGCAACAACACCAUCAACCCUCCCCACACCCCCCCUCUCCCCCCAACCCGCAACCCUCUCAAUGUUCCCCACCGCCCUCCGCGCCAGCCCCUUCUCCUCCUCCAUCCGCCGCCCCCGCUCCGCCCCCCUCGAAAGCAUCCCCAUCUCAGACUUCUCCCGCUUCCACCUCCUCCUCCACCCCCUCCUCCCCGCCGCCCCCGACCCCACCGCCUCGUCCCCCGUCAUCCCACGCGGCUCGCUCGAUCUCGGCCGUCCCUCGUCAUCCGCAUCCGUAUCCUCAUCACUAACGACGAAAACACACCUCGGACUACCGCGGAUGCGCACGCGAACACGGGCUUUCUCGUCGCUUUCGGGGCGCGCGAGGCCGGGCACGGCGCCACAUGCGGAGCGUCGGGAUGGGGAGGGGAAGAGGGGGGAGAAGGAGGAUAUGACGCCUGAGUGUCGGGCGUUGCUGGCGGAGCAGGAGCGGUGUUUGGCGGAUUUGCGGCGGCUGCGGCGGGGGGCGGGGGCGAAGCGGGGGAAGGAAGUGGGGGUUGAAGGCGGGGAGGGAAGAGAUGUAGAGGGAGAAAAGGGGUUGGGGAAGAAGGAGGGGAAGGAGGGGGAGAUGCCGUGGUUGGAGAAGCAGCCGGGGCGGCGGUCGGGGUGGGGAUGGCGGAGGUGGAAGUGUUUGCUGUUUUCGGGGGCACGGACGAGGUAG